UAUAUAUAUAGAGGGAGGGAGAGAAAGAAAGAAAGCUUUCAUCAUCAUCGUCAUCAUCGUGUUGAAAAUGGAGGGAGAGAAUAUGGAGAGAGGGCUGUUGGCGGAAUGUAACAGAGGACGAGAAGCAGACACGAAACCAAACAGCACCGCUUCUCCUCUCGUUGUCUUCAGCACCUUCAUCACUGUCUGUGGCUCUCUCACCUUCGGCAUCGCCUUAGGCUAUACGGCAGAUACUAUGUCUUCUAUUAUGGAAGAUUUGGAUGUUUCACUGGCACAAUACUCGUUCUUUGGUUCGCUGCUCACCUUCGGAGGAAUGAUUGGUGCAAUCUUUAGCGCCAAGAUUGCAGCAAUCUUUGGCCGUAAAGUAACGUUGUGGCUUGCUGAGAUAUUCUGCAUCAUUGGUUGGCUUGCUAUUGCACUUGCUAAGAUUCAUUAUGUUCUUGGGAAUUUCUUCCAUUGGCGAACACUUGCCAUACUUGGUGUUAUUCCGUGUAUAAUGCAAGUUAUCGGUUUGUUUUUCAUUCCGGAAUCUCCAAGAUGGCUGGCAAAAGAAGGUAAAGAAAAAGAAUUCGAGAUUGUUCUUCAGAGAUUGAGAGGAAAAAAGACAGAUAUUUCUCAAGAAGCUCGUGAAAUCAGGCAUUCCGUUGAGGUUUCAAAGCAGAAUUCGAACAUCGGCUUAAGGAAUCUUUUCAGAAAACGAUAUGCUCGUCAACUAACAGUUGGGAUAGGAUUGAUGCUUCUCCAACAAUUGUCGGGAAGCGCUGGCGUUAUGUAUUACGCGAAAAGCAUAUUCGAAUUCGCUGGAUUUCCGUCUCAGAUUGGGAUGACAUCGCUGUCUCUCAUCAUGGUACCAAAAGCCUUGCUGGGUCUGAUACUCGUGGAUCGAUGGGGAAGACGGCCACUCCUUAUGGCAUCGGCAAUUGGAAUGUGUUCAAGCUGCAUUGUCCUGAGUGUCGCCUUUGGGGUUCAGAGUUCUCCUCGGUUCGAAAACCUUACUCCAGUUCUCGCUUUUGUCGGCACGGUGAUAUACAAUACGACGUUUGCGGUGGGCUUGGGGGCACUGCCGUGGAUUAUAAUGUCUGAGAUAUUUCCAAUUAAUAUGAAGGUGUUAGCUGGGAGCAUAGUGACCAUGGCUAAUUGGUCCACUAGUUGGGUCAUAACCUAUUGUUUCAAUUUCAUGCUUCAAUGGAGCCACACAGGGACGUUUACAAUAUUCGCCGUUGUAUGCGGAAUGACGAUCGUCUUCACGUGGUGUCUGGUCCCCGAAACCAAAGGGCUAACGUUAGAAGAGAUUCAAGUCUCCUUUGCCAAUGCUCUGCGGUGAAUAUAUCAUUAUAUAUAUAUAAACACACAUAUACAUAUAUACAUGCAUGUGUUAAAAUAUAUAUAUGCACAUGCAUAAUGUAUGUGUCUGUCGUGUCGGAGCAGAUACGGGUUAAUCAUAAUGCAAAUGAGCAGUUAUAUAUAUAUAUAUAUGUGUGAUGAUUUAUUCAUUUCAGCUAAUGUAGUCACGGGCAUGAUGAUUAAUGCA
Tarenaya hassleriana is the source of this 1531-nucleotide messenger RNA. RefSeq names its product sugar transporter ERD6-like 12. The transcript is spliced from 15 exons. Gene Ontology annotation, biological process: carbohydrate transport; transmembrane transport. Gene Ontology annotation, molecular function: sugar transmembrane transporter activity. Gene Ontology annotation, cellular component: membrane. The record is from RefSeq and is a predicted model, not a curated record. NCBI's taxonomy places the organism in Eukaryota, Viridiplantae, Streptophyta, Magnoliopsida, Brassicales, Cleomaceae. Bases 68 to 1324 code for a protein of 418 amino acids.